AGCUGGGCCUGAAAAUCACAGACCACAGAAGAACCAUUAUAAUCCUCUGUGUUAGAAGCUGGGGGAGUGACAGUGAUUGUUUUGAAACCAUGGCAGAAAAAAAAAACAGAUGGAUUUCCCUGCUCUCCACCUAGCUGCAGUCUUUUCAAGAAUACCACAGAACUGGUUUCCCUCUCUUGAUGAGACAUGCGAAAGACACACACACACACACACAUCCAUCCUCAGAUGUCUUUGUCUGACGCAUGCUCUUCACACACACACUAAAUAACACCAUUUCCCAGUUUGCUCAGCUGCCAGCUGUUUCUCGUCAGGCAGUCGGGCCUGCAGUAAAGAAAAGAAGUCAGACUGGAAUUAUGAACCGGCAGCUGGAGCUUGCUGCACUGGGUCUGGCCUUCACCGGGUGGCUUUGUGCUACAAUAACACGAUGCCAAGCCCUCUGGACGGUGAGUGGCACGCUGGACAACACCACAGCAACUCUGCCAGCUUACUGGGACGGGGUGUGGCUGGAGUGGAAUCACUGGGACUUGGCCCACGAUGGCAGCCUUCACUGCUCCUUCUAUCAGGCUCUCAUGACUCUUUCUGGAAGUUUCCGGACAUGGAAGGCUCUGAUUAAUGCAGCCAUCGGAGCAGGGGCGUUUGCUAUUGCGAUCUGUGGAGUGGGAACAGUGUGGUUCCCAACACGUGGCCAGGUCAAAGUGUUUUCUGGCGUCCUCUUUGUUUUGUCUGGGUUUGUGCUGUUGGUUCCCAUAGCCUGGACGUGUCAUCACAGCGGUCAGCCGCUGGAGGGGGCUGUUCUGCUGAGAAGAGACUGGGGACCUGCGCUUUACCUCGGUUGGAUCUCUAUUGUUUUGAUGGUGGUCGGUGGCGUGUACCUAACCACCAGAUGGCCCACUGUGGACCGGCAGCCACAGCAGCCCACAGAGGGGAGUUACCCAACAAUGGAGGACGAGUCCAGUCACCCUCUGAGCAGAAUCCACAGAACUGUGUUCACCAGCAGUCAGUAUGAACGAUCACAGGCUGUGUGAGAGAACAAAGUGGGAGUGAAGGUUCUGGAUAAGUUGAAACUACAGGUGAAACACUUCAUGCAAGUGUUGAAACAAGACAAAACAGAAACUGAACUUCAGAAAGCUUUUAAUUAAAAAAAAAAAAGUGGCUUGAGUAGGACUUACAAAAGUUUAUUUUGUUUCACUUGGAGAAAUGCUCAUGAUUAAACAAUUUUCCGCUUAGUUCUCAUAACUGAUACUUUACUUUUGUGUUUCAGUUUUAACAGUUCUGUUUGUUACUGCCCAACAUUAACAUUUUUACACUGAUCGAUCUUAAAUGCGAUAAAUAAAAAAUGUGAACGAGCAAACAAUGAAAGCUAAGCUUCAUUAUGUACCUGUGUUGCACUUUACUGGUGUAGUUUCAUAUUACAUUUAUUUUAAUGGGUUUUUAACAUAACUCUUUUUAAUUGAACUGUACUUCUCUGCGGAAAGGACACUGGAAUAAAAGCACUGAAAUGAGUUGUUUUGAACCAAAACUGACUUGGGAAUGGAACACGAUAAUGUGUAUUAGCCUUGGAGCACUUGAGUUCACUAAGUGAUCAGAGAUUUUAAAUUAAAUAUGUUUGGUUUGGUGUUACUGCUUGUUAUUUUUAUUUACAUGUUACCGGCGUUAUGACGUUUGAAUGUUUGCACUACUGUAUGUGUAUGUGACCGAAAAAUAAACCUGUGGAUUGAAUGAUA
Messenger RNA from Cynoglossus semilaevis (tongue sole), 1724 nucleotides. RefSeq names its product claudin-4-like. The record is from RefSeq and is a predicted model, not a curated record. The coding region runs from base 243 to 1025 and encodes 260 amino acids. Gene Ontology annotation, molecular function: structural molecule activity. The transcript has a single exon. NCBI's taxonomy places the organism in Eukaryota, Metazoa, Chordata, Actinopteri, Pleuronectiformes, Cynoglossidae. Gene Ontology annotation, cellular component: membrane; bicellular tight junction.